Molecule: messenger RNA, 408 nt
Organism: Kogia breviceps (pygmy sperm whale)
Lineage: Eukaryota; Metazoa; Chordata; Mammalia; Artiodactyla; Physeteridae
Product: bolA-like protein 3
Cellular component (GO): mitochondrial matrix
Source: RefSeq, a predicted model, not a curated record
GAUUGGGACUGACAUAUAUACACUAACAUGUAUAAAAUAGAUAACUAAUAAGAACCUGCUGUAUAAAAAAUAAAUUAAUUAAAUUGAAAAAAAAAAAAAGGGCAGAAGGAUGGCGGGCCACCUUGGCCAGUCAUGGCAGCAUGGAGCCAGGCCGCAGCAGCGCCUCUGCUCAGCGGAACCCACCGCCUUCCUCUUCUCCACUGUGCUCAGUGCAUGUUUGCCUCACAGACUGAGGGGGAGCUCAAAGUGACCCAAAUUCUCAAAGAAAAGUUUCCUCGAGCUACAGCUAUCAAAGUCACUGACGAUGGGGCUUCCCAAAAAAAAAAAAAAAGGUAUGCACAGAUUGCAGAUAUUUACCUUUGUCCCCAGACACUGACCAUGCCCUGGCUGUGUAGAUGUUGCUGCUAA